CACAUAUUGCUGCCGGUCUAUGAUGACGAUUGCCCGUGGAUAUGGAAUGGGAAAGUACGGUCUGCUGGUGAGGAGCAAUAGGUUGCUUACAUCAUGUAGGUGCCUUGAGUGAGUGCAAUUGGACGAAAGGAGAAAGCGGGGAGUUCAAACGACUGUCAUGACGAGCCUACACGUAUAUAGCAGACAGUGCUCUCUUCUUCUCCCAAAGCAAUCAUGAGAAUCAUUUUCACCAGAGCACUCUGUGCAGUAAGACCAAGAAGACCAAUAACAACAACCACCAUCACACUUCCUUCACUGAUCCAAACCUCCCAACGCAUCCUCACACAACCUUAUACAACAACCAACGUCAAGAGCAACCACCCCCAGAACAAAAACAAAACCAACAACAAGAUGUCCGGCCACGGUUUCUCCAACGCUGAUACCGGCAACAAGCCGGCCGACCCCUACAAGCAGGCCAACCUCGACACCGACGUGCCUCUGGAUCAGAAGAUCAGGGACCUCUCUGGCUUCAUGACCAGCAACAAGUUCAGCAUGAUGACCACUCGUGAUUCCAAGACGGGAUAUCUCCUCUCCCGCUGCAUGGCGCUGGCCGCUACUGAAUCCGGUGGCAUCGACCUCCUCUUCCACACCAACACCGAGUCCGGCAAGACGGACGACCUCAAGUCGGACGAGCACAUCAACAUCUCGUUCCUCAACAGCACGACGGGCGACUGGGCCUCGGUCAGCGGCACCGCCAGCAUCGUCACGGACCGUGACCUGGUCCGCAAGCACUACAGCCCUCAGCUCAAGGCCUGGUUGGGCGACUUGGGCGACGGCGUCCACGACGGCGGCCCGGAGGACCCGCGCAUCGCCGUCAUUCGCGUCAAGAUGGUUACCGCUCACUAUGCUAUUUCGACCAAGAACAUUGUCGGCAAGGUGGCGGAUGUGGCGCAGGGCGCUAUUACGGGGAAGCCGGCGUCGGUGAACAAGUUGCGGGAGAUUAGCGAGCAGGAGGUUCGGUCUUGGAGGUCGUCGCACUAAGUUGUCGAAUUGUAGUGGGAUUCGAUGAUUUAUGAGUUGAUGAUAAUAAUGAAUGUGCCUAGCUAGCUUCAUAGUUAGAAAGACGAGAUGACAACAGGCUG
Messenger RNA from Neurospora tetraspora, 1121 nucleotides. Its product is annotated as protein bli-3. Bases 214 to 1020 code for a protein of 268 amino acids. Lineage: Eukaryota; Fungi; Ascomycota; Sordariomycetes; Sordariales; Sordariaceae. The transcript is spliced from 2 exons. The record is from RefSeq and is a predicted model, not a curated record.